UUGCUCCUUAUCUUCCGUUAACACUCGUCCUCCAUCCAUCCAGCAAGGAACGGAACGGAAGUUGGGAAAAAGUAACAACUUCAAUCUCUUAUGUAUCAUUCUCUCUCCAGCAGAAAGACGAGCGAGUGAGACUUGGGUGGGGAAGUUGAGACUUUUUUUCGCAUCCUCCCUCAUUAUCUUAAUUGUUGUUUAUCUUAAAUAUUUGUUGGUUUGUGGUUUCGGGUGAGGUUCGUGUUGAUUGAUGUGUGUGCAUUGUUGUUGUUGUUUCAUUCACAAAGGGAAAAGAAAGAAGGGGAAUCUUUGUCUCUUUAUUUCUGAAGUGCGGACUGAAUUUUUCGACUGGAUUGAGCUGGAUAAUAUGUGUGUACUGUGUAUCUGACUGGAUUGCAUUUACUGUGUGAAACUGGAAAGGAAAGGGUGGUAGAAGAAAUGAUCUUCAAAUAUUGACACAUUGUUGACAAGUGGUUCGUUAUUAGUUGGGCGAUAAAUAGAACCAAGAAAAAGGACACUGAAACUGAACUAAAGGAUCCGAAAUAAUCUAAAUACACCAACUCAUAAAUUUGUAAGCAAGGAUUCAUGGACAAUAAUGUAUUCAAUCUGGACUGGACAAGAUACAGUUUAGGUUUGUAGUUUGACUAAUAUUUUCUCUACCAGCGUCAACUUUGUGCUCUUUUUGUGUUCCUCGUUGAGCUCAAAUAUUUAUUUUUGACUUAUUCUUCUCAUCGCAUUGUCUUACUUGAAAGUGAACCUGAUCACAAAGCAAAGAACGACUCGAGAAAAGAAGCAGAAAAUAAAUACGUACAUAGUUCUUCCCAGUUUCAGCCAGUUUUUGAGCCGAUCUGGUCACCACGAAAUAAAAUAGUGACGCGGAUUACAUCUCAUCAUCAAUCACUAAACAUCAUCUUGAGCAAAUAGUUUGCUUUGCACUCUCAUUUUCAGUUAAGAAUAACUGGAUUUUGUGUAGUCACAGUUGUGACUCAACUAAUAACAGAAUUCCAGUCGAUUCCGGAAGGCAGAUCGGACAUCCGCCACCUGCACCCACUUCUUGAUUCAUCUUCCGAAUUAGUCAAAUGUUUGUAAAAGUGGUGGUGGUGAUUGUGUCAUCAUCAUCUUAAAGAAUACGAUUAGUAAGGAGUCAAGUCCAUAUAAAAGCGAGUACCAAGCAGCUUGGUCAUUCAGACGUGAUGUUGACGGAGCCCGAGGAAGCGGAAGUAGUGGAAGUGAUAGCAGAAGAAAGUACGUCAAGAAGCAAAGCGACCAUCCCGCCCCCUCCGCCACUCCUUCUUCUCGACCUUUCCGAAGGGGAGGAGAGUUCCGUGAACAACAUGCACUUUUACUCCGAAGAAGACGACAACCUUCUCGAGGAGGAAGAAGACGACAUCAUGAUGGAGGAAGAUGAGGAUGACUUUGACCUCGAUUCUGGCGAAACGUCAUCCGGUGGGGGUGGUGUCGGGGGAGAUGCAAGAAGUUCCGUUUCGGGGAGCAAUGAUAAGGGGCUCAGAGCCAAAUCGUCUCAUUUGAACGGGCGGAGAAUUGGGGGCGGCCGGAUACGAAGCUCGAAACAUCAUCACGACUCUUCCUCUUCACUCGAGGUCAUCCCUCGAAUCCACACCCCACACAGAAAAGUCUUCACCAACACGAGGGAACGGUUUCGACAACAGAACGUGGCUGGAGCAUUUUCCGAAUUACGCCGUCUCGUUCCCACGUAUCCGCCAGAUCGUAAACUCUCCAAGAAUGAGAUCCUCCGACUCGCCAUCCGCUACAUCAAUCUGCUCUCGAACAUUGUGCAGUGGCAGGACGACGAGGAAGAAACGGACGACGCCACGUCGACGACACCCUUGCUCCUCCAGCUCAAUAACAACUCAAACUCCAUCACCAAUGCCAACCUCCUCCACGGACAGCAGUACCACCACCACCACCAACAAGGCAUGAGCACCAGUCGAAUCGUCAGGAUCAAGGAGGAACCCAGUUCGCCCGGAACACAUCCUGCCCCCAAUACCCGGGUAACAGCGAGACGAUCCCACCACCAUCAACAACAACAAGGAAAGCGAGUUCAUCAUCACCAUUAUUGAUCAUAAAUAAUUUAGUAUUUAAAUAAUAUUCGAUGCGCAACGAGUCAGAUUUAUCCGAUUAUUUUUUAUUGUCAAAAACUAAACCAAUUGUUACAUUUUUCCCUUAAUUUUCUGUACCUGGGACAAAAUUUGUUAAUAAUUUCAAAUUGUACUCUUGUCUUUAAAUUAAGAUAAUUACUUCAAAUAUUACGUGACGAAGAUGAGAGAGCAGCAGCAGUGGCAGAAUUAUGUAUAAUACUUAUACGAAAUAAAAAUCGUACUUGAUCCUCGCAUUUAUUUAUGACGAAAUUGACCCUGAAAUUUGAUGGGUAACCAAAAACCAACCCUACAACACCAUACAUAAUAAUUAUUACAUACUGAUACCAUUUACUUGUUGCACAUGACCUGCAUUUCCAAAUCACAGCACAUUUCGUUCCUUUUAGUAUUCAAACUAAAUCAAAUGGAAAUUAUUACACAUCACAGAGCGCAAUAAUAAAAAUUAUACUCAAUUUUCUACUCGUUAAUUUAGAAUUGGACUUUAUGGUGGCUAGUUUUUAGUACCCCUUCUUUUUUAAUACGUGACAUUGAAAUAUUGUCAUCUAGGUGUACAACCA
This is a messenger RNA of Folsomia candida, 2665 nucleotides long. RefSeq names its product musculin (gene HLH3B). Bases 1185 to 2072 code for a protein of 295 amino acids. The record is from RefSeq and is a predicted model, not a curated record. Gene Ontology annotation, biological process: regulation of transcription by RNA polymerase II. Gene Ontology annotation, molecular function: DNA-binding transcription factor activity, RNA polymerase II-specific; protein dimerization activity; RNA polymerase II cis-regulatory region sequence-specific DNA binding. Lineage: Eukaryota; Metazoa; Arthropoda; Collembola; Entomobryomorpha; Isotomidae. The transcript is spliced from 3 exons.